Diospyros lotus (date-plum) is the source of this 1087-nucleotide messenger RNA. RefSeq names its product NAC domain-containing protein 90-like. Gene Ontology annotation, molecular function: DNA binding. Gene Ontology annotation, biological process: regulation of DNA-templated transcription. Lineage: Eukaryota; Viridiplantae; Streptophyta; Magnoliopsida; Ericales; Ebenaceae. Bases 35 to 823 code for a protein of 262 amino acids. The record is from RefSeq and is a predicted model, not a curated record. The transcript has 3 exons.
AGCAGAAAUAGCUCUUAAGAGAGAGGUUCAAUUAAUGGAGAAUAUUUGCCCGACAGUGCCUGCAGGGUUUAGAUUCUAUCCAACUGAAGAAGAACUGGUUUCAUUCUAUCUCCAAAACAAGCUACGAGGCACAAGACAAGACCUUGAUCGAGUGAUUCCAAUCCUCUACAUUUAUCACUUCAAUCCAGGGGAUCUCCCACAAUUUGCGGGAGAACUGUGUCGUGGAGACCCCGAACAAUGGUUUUUCUUUGUUCCUAGACAAGAGAAAGAAGCCCGUGGUGGAAGGCCCAGCCGCCUCACAGCUUCCGGAUACUGGAAAGCUACUGGCUCUCCAGGUUACGUUUACUCUUCCAAUAACAAAGUUAUUGGUGUGAAGAGAACAAUGGUUUUUUACACAGGAAGAGCUCCAACUGGGAGGAAGACUGACUGGAAAAUGAAUGAAUAUAGGGCAAUUGACGGGGAGGAAUCAUCAUCAAGUAAUAAAAUUCCAAAGUUAAGACAGGAGCUUAGUCUCUGCCGUGUGUACAGAUCGUCGACAUGCUUGCGUUCUUUUGACAGGCUACCUCCACCGACUGUUGCAGCAGCUGAUCCGACAUUAAUGGUUCAUCCAACUCAUCACAGUGGCAAUGAUCGGGCGACAACGUCUCGUGAUGAUCAGAAUCAUCCAAUAAUGGAGAUCAGAUCAAGCUUAUCGGAGAGAUCCUCGUUAGGAAACCAUGUUGAUGUUGGUAAUGACCUAUCUCAGAUGGUGGCUAGCGAUAACUGGGAUUUACUUAUUGAGAAUCAGCCUCUGUGGGAUUGGGAACAGCUCAACUGGUUUUGAGAAGAAAUACCAACAUUAGAAAGCUAUAUAUGAAGAAAUGAAGCUUUUUCUUUUUUUUUCAGUGCAUAUGUUCGUGUGUAAAGGUAGAUUAAGGACACAUAAGUUGUCCUAUUCCUUGUACUUCACCAUUGAAAUCUAAUUAAGUGGGCAUAUUAUAUAACAUAGGAGAUAUAUAACAGUUGAAAUGAGAAACAUAUUAUGAUAAUAAGAAAACCCUGACAAAUAACAUUUGAAGGAAACCUAAAUGGUUUCAUCCUAGGGUUG